Molecule: messenger RNA, 3397 nt
Organism: Rana temporaria (common frog)
Lineage: Eukaryota; Metazoa; Chordata; Amphibia; Anura; Ranidae
Gene: ECD
Product: ecdysoneless cell cycle regulator
Exons: 14
Coding region: 242-2173 (643 amino acids)
Cellular component (GO): nucleus
Source: RefSeq, a predicted model, not a curated record
GCACCCUCCGCCCUCCUCACUCCUACAUGGACUUCUCCGGCUCCGUGAUAACAUUCUCACCAUCUUCUGCUGUCAGGCCGCCGUCCGGACGCUCCAUAGUCGUCAUGACAGCCAGAAACGUCAUCCUGUGCGCCGUCGCUAGUCACAUGUUCCUCCAGGAGGCGCUGGGUGAUGAUGUCACCCAGGGAAAUAUCCAUGCAGUGUGUGUAGUGUGACAGCUGAGGAGGAACUCAGCACAGAAAUGGAUAAGCAGCGAAAAUUGAUGGUUGUGGAAGAUUUUGUAGAAUAUCAUCUUUUCCUGGUACACGAUGAAGAUGCUGAUGCUGAGAAGCACAAACAUAUUCUACAGCAAUAUUUAGAGCAGAUACUAGCCCAACUUGCUCCUCUACUGGCUGGCUACAUCUGGCAAAAUCAACCAUUUAACCUUGGGUUAAAAUCAAAGAAAGGUAAUACACCUGCGCAUAUUGGAGGAAAAACAUAUUUUGGUGACAACAUUGAAGAUGAGUGGUUCAUUGUUUAUCUAAUUAAACAAAUUACAAAUACGUUUCCAGAACUAGCAGCCAGAGUUGAAGAUAAUGAUGGAGAAUUUCUUUUAAUCGAAGCGGCUGAUUUCUUGCCCAAGUGGAUAAAGCCAGAAAAUAGCUGCAAUCGGGUGUUCUUUUACCAUGGAAAGUUGUGUCUCAUCUCACUGCGGCCGGAUGAAGGAGACCUGCCUGACCCAUCAUCCAAUAUGACACUACUGCAAGCUCUGAAACUCUUUUCUGCACGUCCAGAUGGUUUCCUGGCACCAGAGUCCAUCACAAAGGCCAUUGAAAGGCGAAUUAAAGGAUAUCCUGAGAAAAUUAAGGAAUCACUCCAUCAAGCUCAUUGCUUUGUGCCAGCUGGGAUUGCAGCAGUAUUAAAGGAGCGCCCACAGCUGUUGGCAGCAACAGUGCAAGCAUUUUAUCUCCGAGAUCCUUUAGACCUGAAAGCCUGCAGGACCUUUCGUCAUUUCCUACCUGAGACACGUGUGCUCACAUUGGUGACAUUUACAAAGUGUUUGUAUGCUCAGCUUGUCCAGCAGAGAUUCCAGCCUGACAAACGCAGUGGAUAUACUCUUCCUGCCCUUUCACAUCCUAAGUAUAAAGCAUAUGAACUUGGAAUGAAGCUGGCACAUGGCUUUGAGAUUCUGUGUUCAAAAUGUACUGCAUCACCUAUGGAGGUCACAAAACAGCCCUGUAAAAGCCCACUGUGGACCGGAUUCCUGAAUUCUUUGAAAAAGAAUGAUUUCUUCAAGGGUGAAAUGGAGGGGUCUGCACAAUAUUGUGAACUCCUGAAGAAAGCCGAAAUGUAUUUCCAGCAAUCCCUAUUUAAACCUAGCAGUUCAGUAAUGUUUAGCACUGGUGAAGAAAUCCUGAGCUUGCUUAAUAUACUACCUGUGAACAUGGAAGAGAUGAAGAACGAGGAGGCCAGUCUUCCACCAGAUGAAGAUGACAGCUGGUUGGACAUUUCACCAGAAACGUUGGAACAGAUCUUACAGGAUGCUGCAGGUUCGAAGGAAACUGUGCUCCCACCAACCUCUGACAGUGCCCACAAUUACAACUUGGCUGAAGUAACUGAUAGCAUGAAGGCUUUUAUUUCAAAGGUGUCAUCACAUGAAGGAGCAGAGGUGCCCUGGUUUCCUUCAGAAGCACCAAUCACAUUUGAUGUUGACUCAUUUACAAGCGCCUUGGAAAAAAUACUUGGUCCAAGUCCAGAAGAGCUGGAUUCUGAUGAUCUAGAGUCUGAGGAGGAUUUUGACCUGCUAGAAAGUGAUGAAGACGUGGAUGACAAUGAAGAUUCACCCCUGGGUGCAGACACUCUAAAAAGCUUGCAUUCCUAUAUGGAUGUAUUGGACAGAGAACUGGCGCACACCAACAUUGGUAAAAGUUUCGCCAAGAAGAAAAAUGAGCACUCGGCUUCACAUCCUAAGCCUCAGGAGGGCGAUGACGGUAGCUCUGAAGAAGAGGAAUGCCCAGAAGAGUCGGGUUUGGCUCCUGUAGACGUGGACUUGAAUCUAGUGACCAAUAUCCUUGAAUCCUACAGUUCCCAGUCUGGAUUGGCUGGGCCAGCUUCCAAUUUAUUACAGAGUAUGGGAGUACACCUGCCUGACAACACUGACCAGGAGACAUUUGAUAAUGUUUCUACGCACUGAGCACGUGGGUACCUAUUUAUUCAGACUUCUUCACAUAUACUGCGCCACUCGAAAGCCAUCUGUGGCAACUGAUUCUUCUACCACAGAUAAGGAAUAAAUACCAUGGACGAUUUUAUAUAUUGAUCAAUGGAGUCUAUUUUUGAGGCAGAAGGAAGUAGUCGUCAGUAAAUUUUGAUUCACAUGGAGUGCUUUGAAAAUAAAAAUGGCAAAAAUUGCCUAAAUGUUAAGAAAAAAAAUGCUUCCAAAUGCUUAAAACACUUCUUAGAUUUGCACAGUUUAGCCGUAAAGUACAACCAUAUGGAUGACGCCACAUACAGUUAAGGAAUAUAGUGGUGUGCUCUGACUGGGCAGUGAAAGAGCAGAUACAGAUUAAUGUGGUCAUUGCUCUGCUUUCUCCUCCUCCUAUCAUCAUGUCCUUAUUAAGACAAAUGCAUGCAGUAUACUGUACCUGAUUGGCUCCCAGUCCCGCCUGUCCCUCUCCCUGUCAAGGUGCUGCUGCAUUCAUUUCAAGAGGCUAAUAUCAAGUCAAAUUCAGCUGUUUACUUUAGAUGGGUUUAACUCUUUUUAUUUUAGAAUACUUUGCUGCACUAGUUGUGUAUCUUUCAUCUGCCUAGAGUUCAGCUCUCACAUUAGUUCACGUGAUGGUGUUAGAUAGCUGUUAUAAGCACCUUUUAAAGACCUAGGGAUGUCACACACAGCAGUUUGUUUAGGGCUUGUGAGGUUAGGCAAAUCCAGCCUGGUUUUUGGUGCAUUCAGCUUGCAAUUAAAAUCUGUUUCAGAUGCUUCUGAGUUUCUUUAGCCGUUCUCCAAACCUCCUCCUGCCAUGCUGCUUUUAUAAUUCUGUUGAUUUGCCUGGGAAUAAAAGUAGUUUUGAUGCAGCUCUUAAUGUGUCCUAGAGCGUGGCUCACAAAUGAUAUAAUGUUCCUAUUCUCCUAGCUGUACCACCAUACAGAAUGUUACUGGUUAUGUUUAGAAAGCCAGCAUUUCCUAUGGACAUGUACUUGGCACCCACUUAUCCACCUCCAGCUUACGAUUGAUAUAGAAGCACUUAAUCCAGUCUGGCUAGAAUUCGAUCACAGUUUUGGAUAGGGCUAAGGGAAUCGCACCAUGCAGCUAGCUAGAUAACUGUUGUAACUGCCAGCCAAGAUGGCAUAAUGUCAUAUUACCAAAGCAUGUGACAAAAUAUGUGGAGUGCACAAAUUAGGGCUGGAAAAUCUCAGCAAA